Molecule: messenger RNA, 1581 nt
Organism: Symbiodinium sp. CCMP2592
Lineage: Eukaryota; Dinophyceae; Suessiales; Symbiodiniaceae
Source: the annotation of a GenBank genome assembly
AUGGCGCAAUCUCCCACAGGGACCUUUGGCCGCCAUCGCCGCUUUAGUCCUGCGGACCCUUUCUGGGUGGACUCGACCUGGCGCACGCCGCCGAAGCCACCGCCGAAGGAUGCACCCCCCCGGCAGGAGUCCCCUCCACCCAUUGGUUCAAGCCGGGAGAAGGGCAAGAAAACGGAGCCGCUGAAGAUGGCGCCAGUCAAAGAGCUGGUUCCCGACGCCAUUCGCGAGAAGGUCGUGCAGCUGGCAGGGGAUCAGCUGAGUCUCAGCAAGGACUGCCGCGGUGUGGUGGUCAUCGAGAUGCUCUGGGGUGCCAGUCAGUACCUGCCCGCCCACGAUGGGGGGAAGUACAAAUCGACGGCCAACAAGUUGCAGGACUUCCUGAGCAAGAAGCAGGUGAUGGUCACCCACUUCCAAACUCCUGAUGAAUUCAAGCAGGGUCAGGGCAUCUUCGAUCGCUACUCCGAGGUGGAGCGGAAGGCCGGUUUGGCGGCUUCCAACACUUCGCAUACUUUGGCCGUGCCGAGCAGGCUCGGCGCCUUUGAGGUCCAUUGCGUCCAGGGAUCUUGGGACCCUGACCGCUGUUGCCCGGCGCCGCUGAAGCACCCGGCCGACCGACAUAGAGGGCCCCCCGUGAACACGGUCAACGGCAUGUGGUGUGCCGCCUGCGCAGCCGAGUUGCAGGGCCAAGGGCGAGGCCUCGUCGCCUCGACCAAGGAUGCCGAGGCAUCGCAGCAUACGCUGCUCCACUCGAAGCUCUGGACGCGGCACUGGCCUGGAAGAGGACUCCUAUGGAGGAUUGGCAACGUCAUGAUUCCUCCGCCGCCUCUUCAUCCCCAGCCGGUGGUCCUGGAGGUGCUCGUGGACGAGCCACAGAUGAUUUUCAAAGCCCUGGCUUCCCGGGACCUCGAGGUGAAGCGCAAGCCGCCCCCGGAGGAUCCGGCGGUGAUUCUGCAGAAGUCCUUAGCGGAGCUCGACUGUCCGGCGCAGCGAGGAUGGUAUGUCAAUGCGCAGGAAGGGGAUGCGAUCCUGUGUCGCUGCGGAGGUGGCUCCCACACGCUCGCCACUGGGACCGUUCUCCAGCAGCUUGUGAGCCUGGGCUUCAACAAGCAGUCCUUCGAGGCUUACCUCGCCCAAAACAAGAGCGCGUGGAAUGGCCUGGACGUGAACUCCUUCCUGCAGGAGUACAUGAAUACAGAGGGCCGAGAGGUAUUGGAGAAGCGCCAGGUGGAGGCGAAGCGAAAGCAGGCCGUUGAGGAGGCGGCCUUCAUGAAGCUCUUGGCCGUCAACACGGAGCUCUCUGAGGAACAGCAGACGGUCCUCAGAGGCUACGAGACCGACUACGAGCUGGGAGCGAAAGCUGCACUCCGGGCCUUCAUCGAUUACUGCAUACAGAUCGUCAAGUCCGUGCCGCAACAUGGGGUGAACCUCUCUCCUUUGCAGCAGCCCGACGCAACGCCUGCUGCUGCCUUGGAGGCCGUGCGCGACGCUUCGCGGGUCAACGACCAACGCAGAGAUGCCUGGGAUAAGUGGCACCUGGGCUUCAGAGUUUACGGUGCAGGGCUUUGUCUUUGGUGCCUGUAG